Messenger RNA from Colletotrichum truncatum, 600 nucleotides. RefSeq names its product RNA recognition domain-containing protein. Gene Ontology annotation, cellular component: U12-type spliceosomal complex. The record is from RefSeq and is a predicted model, not a curated record. Lineage: Eukaryota; Fungi; Ascomycota; Sordariomycetes; Glomerellales; Glomerellaceae. Gene Ontology annotation, biological process: mRNA splicing, via spliceosome. Gene Ontology annotation, molecular function: U12 snRNA binding; pre-mRNA intronic binding.
AUGGCAGCCGUCGCUCCUCCUCGCGGCCUUGCGCCGAACUCAUCAUUACCCGCCAAGAUUUCUACGAUUUCUCCUAAUCAGACUCUUUAUGUUAAAAACCUGCCAUCCGCGAAAAUUCAGAAAAACGAUCUGCGAACGGAGCUCUACUUGCUUUUCUCUACUUAUGGCCCCGUCCUUGAUAUUGUUGCCAUGAAGACAAUGAAGAUGCGAGGCCAGGCACACAUCACUUUUCGUGAUGUGCAAGCAGCGACUCAAGCUAUGCGCUCGCUGGAAGGCUUCGAAUUUCUUGGCCGCCCUCUGACGAUCCAAUAUGCCAAGUCUAAGUCUGACUUCGUUGCGAAACUCGACGGCACGUACAAGAUGCCGAACUCAACCGCCGGUGCCUCUAAUAUCGAAGUCACGGAGCUCCAACAAAGCAUCUUUAACGCGCCGGCACCGGGUGGCGCGCCUGCGCCCGCAGCAGCGAAGCCCACCACUGCCAAUGAUCAGCCAAUGGGUGACGCGCAAGCUUCUGAUGCGAGGGGCCAGAAGCGGCAGCGAGAUGAGGAAGAAGACGAUGAUAGCGACGUCGCGAUGGAAGAGGACAGCGACGACGAUUGA